GAUUUUCAAAUGUUAGGUUAUAUCGCACCUGGCCCCAAGCAAAAGGGUAAAGUCAAGUUGCCCUUCAAAUUAAGACACAUCCCAAGUAGGAGGAGCUUCCCAAAAUCAUAACCUGAACAUGCCCAGAAAUCAUAACCAUCCAAGAAGAAACAGAGAAUUUGUCUCAAGCAUUUGAUCAAACAGCUCUCGGGCUUCCCUCAUUCGACAACAACGAAUAACCAGUAACAACUGAAGUCCAAGCCCUCGCAUUCUUGCCUGCAAACGAGUCAAAGAGCACUUGAGCCUCGUCUAAUCGGCCAUUUUGGGCGUACCCACAAAUCAUAGAGUUUCAAUCCAAGCUGCAGUCUCUCUGAAUCAUAUCAUCAAACAGUCUUCGAUCUUCUUCAUCGACUCGGCCGAGCCUUUCAAGCUCUUCAAUCCUCCUCGUGUUGCAUUGAAAAAGGUUGGAUCGUGGGGUCUCUUCUCUUCAAUUGGUUGAGCGGGAGAGAGAGCAGCGAGAGAAACAAAAGUUAUCGCCGCAAUUAGGAACUGUUUGGCUUGUGAGGUCUCUCUCUCUCUCCCUCCCCCCCCUCCCUCUCUCUCCUAUUUUUGUCCAUUGAAUCCGUCUUUAAAUUACAUAUACAUUCAGUCUCUCAACUAUUUCCCCAAUUUUCCUGGGAAACAAACGCAUCCCAGAUUGAAUUUUUCUGGAACCCUAAUAAAAAUUUUGAUAUGGAGAGUUGUCGCCCCUGUAAGAGUUGUGGAAAGAGGACUAUCGUCUCCGACGACGCAACGUGCAGCUUGGUCUGCUCGUCGUGCGGAAUCAUUCAAGAAUUUGAUGAUUUACAGCACCAUUUUGGCGGCCUCAGUGGCCCCGCCGGGACAUUUGUCCGCACCGGCACUGCCGGUACUGGUAAUGUCUAUCGUUACAAGGAAACAAAAAUAUACAGGGCUAAAGAGACCCUUGAACGCAUUACUUCAUUGUUGAAUUUUUGGCCUUCCAAGACGAAUGAGGUUAGGGUUAUGGUGGAGACUAUUACUGAGGGAGAGUAUGGUCAGGGUGUUUGGUUACCUGUACUUAUUGGUGCUUGUGCUUAUGUUGUUAUGCGAAACGAUAAUAAACCUUUGCCGCUUUUUGAGGUGGCCGAUAAGGUCGGUUGUGAUAUUUUUGAACUUGGUCGGAUGGUUAAUCGGGUUGUUGAUUUUCUUGAAUUGAAAUUGCCGGAGUUUAAUAUAGUGAAUUCAUUUGAAUGGGUGGUCAAAACUUGUUUUGAUGAAAAUUUAAUGGAUAAGGAAAAGAUUGAGAGAAUUUUAAAACAAGGGAUUUUUUUAAUGCAGUGUUUGGUGAAGUGGUAUUUGACGACGGGGCGGAGACCGAUUCCGAUUGUUGUGGCCGUAUUGGUAUUUGUUGCACAAUUGAAUGAGGUUGAUGUUCGGCUUGAGGACAUGGCAAAGGAAUUACUUGUGGCUGUUCAUACAUGCAAGUUGCGGUAUAAGGAGCUUUUAAAUAAUCUUGUGAAAGUUGCACAAGCAUUGCCUUGGGGCAAGGAUAUUACGGUUGAGAACAUCAUGAAGAAUGCACGGUUCGUGAUUCAAUAUAUGGAAUUGAAGUCAAUGUCUAAGCACGGUGAGAAGAGGAAACGUUUAGAGCAUGUUGGAUUUGAUUUGGAUGGUUUGGUUCGUGAUUGUUUGAGCAAAGAAGUUGAAUUUGGAAUGGAUAGUUAUGGCAUGGAAAAUGAUUCUCAAUAUUUUGAGGUAGAAGAUCCAACUGGUUCCCCAAGAUGGAGUAUAGAUGAUUUGGAGAAGCUCAAGAUUUCACAUGAAUGCUUGUCACUGUUAUAUUCAAAGUUAUCAAAUGAAGUUUCUAAUGCCAAUUCAGUGGGUGAGAGUGGGAGUGACAAUAGAAGGAAAAGGGGGAUGGGGUUUGACCUUUUUGAGUGUAGGGAGUGGUGGAAAGGAAAAUCAGAACUGAGCAAAAAGCUUUUCCUCAAGCAAAUACUGGAGAAAGAUGUAGGACUCAAUGCUUUGCCUCCCUCUUUCGUCUCGGGAUGCUUGGCAUAUCAAAGGAGGAGAGAAAAGAUAAAGGCUGCUAAAGUGCGUAUCAAUAAGAUUAUGUGUCCGCCAAAUGCCAAUUCAGGUGACAGGGAUGAUGACCUUUGCAUUUUGGAAUGCUUAAAUGGUGGGAAUAAACGAAGGAGAAAGAAAAUGGCCAUUGAUGUUGAUUGGGAAGAUUUUAUUAUUGAGACCCUUCUCCUUCAUCGGGUGGAGGAGGAGGAAAUAGAGAAGGGGCACUACAAUACCUUACUGGACUUGCAUGUCUUUAACUCUGGAGGUGUGUAAUUAGCUUCAUCACGGUUGGAAUUGUGGCUUGAAUCCACUCAACUGCAUCGGUCACUGCACUAUUAGAGAGAAGCUUUGUAUUUUGUACUCCUCCAGCAGGAGGGAAUCUAUUUUUGUUACCUAUUUCUGCAAAAUUAAUACAAGGCUUCUUCAUUGCAGAUUGUUUUGUUUAGUACUUUGUGUCGUCAGACGAGACUGUGCAACCACUGAAAAAAGGAGACAAGAGGUGCACCUGGCAGCAACAAAUACCUCCAACAAUAUCAAUCUGCACAAAAUUUGGUUGGAGUAAACGGAAGAAAUAUAACUGGAACAAGACAGUGGGCGCCAAUAUUGAAAACCAACUGCAGACAAUGGGUGCCGAUAUGAAACAACUCUGUCAAAAUUUAUGCAUGAUGUGAUGCCUUCAUUUUCACCAGAUUUCAUGGAAGGGGUAGCUCCUGAAUUAUCUGCUCAACAAAAUAAAAAUGUUAAUCUCACAACUCAUGAAAGCUCAAUGAUUGGUGUUGACAUUGACCCUAAGAAGGGACUUUGCAACAAAAACUCUUUGGCCCAUCAAUAUUGUAUGGAACCCAUGGAAGAGAAACAUAAUGAUUUAUUGUCGAAGAAAAAGGAUGAUAUUGGUACGAGUGAAAAGUGAAAUGUGAGUGUCGUGAAAAAUGGCACAGCGAAGAAACCGUUCCCAACCGAGAUUCCAGUAGUAGUUGAUACUGCAGAGAAAGAUUCAAGCUUGGCACCAUUAUUUUGCAGAGUCAACAAAUCUGAUGAUGAAAGAUGGGAUGGUCAAGAGGAUUUGUCAACACCAGUAUCACUAGAUGGAUAUCACUCUUGUGUGAAGGAAGUGGAAACUACUAACCAUGUAAAUGCCAUAGCUGACAAGUCAAAUGUCCUGCCACCAGCUAAUUCAGUUAUUUUAGUUGAGUUCUGCAAAUGCAUAGUUUCUGAUGCUGUACUUACUUCAAGUGAUACUUUCUCAGCAAUAUCAAAUGAUUCUGUUGGCUUGGGAUUGAGCUAUCCAAUAAAGUUUCUGAAUCAGAAGAUUAUGUUUCCAUUGCAGAUUCUGGUUGUAGUUCAAGAGGCCUAACAUUCAUACAUGGUAGUGGCUGGAGCCCAAGUGGUGGCAUUUUACAUAUUGCGCCUAAUGAGUUAAGUCAAGUGGUUGAAGGGUAUACACCCUUGGCUUCUUGUCUGGGUGUUUUAGCUCGAGAUGGGAACCUUACGCCCUUUACCUAUAGAACUUGGAGCUAUGUAUUGAAGGAAAAUAAAGAGAGAAUUUGGAGAGAAGUAAAGGUUAAUACAAAUGCUCGUGAGUCGAUGCAGAAAAUUAUUUUGGCAUCUGUUAGAAAAAAAUGGAGAGAGUGGAAGUGUUGAGUUAAAAAAAUAGGGUAUAAGCCAUUCAACAAUGAUACUGAUAGGUUAACUUAUCGACCCGAAGGUGUACAUGACAUCAGUGGUGGAACUUGGUCUAUUAUUGGGGCACUCGGAAGGCACAGCUUUUGAUCUGUUCUAGUGGAGGAUCCUGCAACCAGUUUGCUCUGUUUCUUGCUCAGUUACUGCUGGAGUGCUUUGGAUGCUGCUGUUGCUAGUUUAAUUAGUGGCUGCUUCUAGUUUUGGAUUUAUUGGACGUAAUGCAAUGGAAUAUUGGUUUUAAGUGGACAAUUAAUAGACAAUCACCUUGACUCUUUGCAUUGCUGAUUAAUCCAUACUUUGCAGCACAAUCAUCCACAUAUGUUAGUGCAGCUUGUGGUCGCUCCGUUCUUAGUUGGAUCACUCUGUUCUUGAGCUGUUUAUUGAACUUUAUUGCAAUCUCAUUCUAACUUUUGGCACAACCAUUCUCAUCUAGAUACUCUGGCACUGGAUUAUGAACAUCACAGUGGUUGCUGGUAAACAUCCAAUUGGUCCUGUGUUAUGUACCCAGAAUGAUCUUGCCCCUUCUUUGUAUAAUUGCUGUCACAACACACCCGGAAAUUAAAAAAAAAAAAAAAAAAAUUUCAUGUUU
Molecule: messenger RNA, 4315 nt
Organism: Camellia sinensis
Lineage: Eukaryota; Viridiplantae; Streptophyta; Magnoliopsida; Ericales; Theaceae
Source: RefSeq, a predicted model, not a curated record